Ostertagia ostertagi is the source of this 627-nucleotide messenger RNA. The record is from the annotation of a GenBank genome assembly. NCBI's taxonomy places the organism in Eukaryota, Metazoa, Nematoda, Chromadorea, Rhabditida, Trichostrongylidae.
ACUGAAUACCACGGCUACAGUAAGAAUGAGCGGACAUGGCUAUUCAGCGCUGUGGCCAUCGGCGCGCUGAUUUCCGUCGUGCCGACAUCUCAUGCUAUCGCUACUCUCGGAGCUCGAUAUGUAUUUUUCGCUGCUGGUAUGCUCACCACAGUAUCAACUGCUCUCAUACCCUUCGCAGCUCACAACAGUUUGUAUGCCUUUUUAUUGCUCCGGUUUUUGCAGGGUAUAGCCUGUGCGUCAUGUAUGCCCACGGUGGGAGCUGUGACAGCAGCGUGGGCUUCACUGAGGCAGCACGGACUAUUUAUGUCUACGUUGACUACUUUUGGACAAAUCAGUGCUGUAUUUGCGAUGCCCGUUUCCGGAGAGUUGUGCUCGUCUUCUCUUGGCUGGGAAUCAGUGUUCUACCUCCACUCCGUGAUCUGUUUCAUUGCUUUCGUUGGAUGGUUCUUCUUAUACACCAGCCCCGAGGCUGAAGUUCCUCUACUAGAAGCGGCCUAUCCAAACCCGCCAAACUAUACUUUCCGUGCGGAAGAAGAGGAAGUCCCAAUACCGUAUCUGGAAAUCAUGACCACUCCAAGUGUAUGGGGUGUGUGGAUAGGAGCUCUUGGUGAUUUAAUCGCUGUACAG